This is a messenger RNA of Paramuricea clavata, 4311 nucleotides long. NCBI's taxonomy places the organism in Eukaryota, Metazoa, Cnidaria, Anthozoa, Malacalcyonacea, Plexauridae. The record is from the annotation of a GenBank genome assembly.
UAAAAACAAUGCUUUUGUACAACGGUACUUCAGCGGCACGCUUAUUAAGCACACAUGUAACACGUAGGUUUAUUUGAAAAGCUUUUGAAACCGAUCUGUAAAUAGUUUGAAAGAAAACAAGGAAUUCUUUGUCUUCUCAAGAAUAUAAAAUCUUGCGCAUAUAAUGGGAAGAGCCAGAAGGCAAACUAACUAAAGCAUACAAGGUUACGACAUGGAAGCUGUUGUGAUUUUCGGCGUUCUAGCUCUGUUGAGCAGUUCGCUGGCAAUUCCAGUGAUGGACCAAACGAAAGUCGAAUUAAGCAAUGAUGUGCUCAGUGAAGAUAAUAUCAUCAUUGGUGAAAUUGAGAACGGCCCAAGACGGGCACAGUGGACGAAUGAAGUUUUAGAUCGAAUCUGGGUAAGAAAAUUAAAGUCGCGAGUUGUAUAAGAUUGAUAAAUAAAUGCUAAAUUCAGGUCCAGGAUUUUAGCAAGUUUAGUUCAAAUGUAACGGCAUCUUUCAUGUAGAACCACGUAUUAAAAUAUUUUUUCAAGCCCCUGAAUAGCACAGCACAUAUAGGCUUUACUUGUCAGGAAUCGUCGUUUUAAUGCAAGAUGCGGGCGUAGGCGGGCUACGGGCGUGCUAUAUAACAUUUUUGUAGGCCACUGCUUCAUAACGUCGCGAGACCAAAACGAGCUAAAUACUUUAAUAUUUUAAAGUAAUUAAUGGAUAGUAACUAAUAUUUUCCUAUACCCUAUAGAAUUUCCUAAAUUCCUACGGCUACAUGCCUAAAGGAAAACAAAAGUCUCAUAAAAAAAUGAAAAUGGGUAUGUGGAAGUUCGCAAUUUGGAACGGAGCAAAGAUUGGGAAAAAAUUCUUUAUGAGCAAGGCCUCGUGGAUCUUUCUACGUCAUUUGGCGAGAAUUUCAAAACAGUCUCGAUGCGGUGAUCCCGACAUUGGUAAAGGUACAUUACAGGCCAAGAAAGGAAAGAAAUAUAAACUGGCUAAAAGAUACCUUACUAAGACGCCGUGGGGGAAGAAUACUCUGACAUAUAAAAUUGAAAGUUUUGACAGUGACCUGCCCGUAGAAGUUCAACGACAAGAGAUUGCGAAGGCGUUUAAACUAUGGUCUGAUGUGUCUGAGCUUACAAUCAGUGAAGUGCAAGGCAGUGCGAAUGCUGAUAUUAACAUACAGUAAGUAUAGCAACCAAUGUUAAUCCUUGUUCUUCUUUCUACCAAGCAAGUGACCCGGGGUCGGCUGCUUGGGCUCUUAACCUCCAUUGUUUUUGUCCCUUGUCAUGUACAUCAUGUUACAUCUUUUUUUACACAGCCACCUAUCCUUUCGUCAGUUCCAUAAUUUCUGACAUGUUUCCUUCAUCACUUCUUUUGACGUGAGCAUACCAUCUUUGCCUUGCUUCCCUAAACUUCUCUCCUACCCCACUUCUUCUGAUCUCUUCAUUCCAUAAUAUCUUUCAACUGGCGUUCCUGCAUCUCGUCUUAUUAUGUGUCCAUACCACCUCAUCCUUGCUUCUCUCGCCUUCCCUUCAAUGUCUACCACUCCGCAUCUGCUGAUCUCUUCAUUCCAUAUCUUCGACCGGCUCUUCUGCAUCUCGUGUUAUGGAUCCAUACCACCUUCAGCUUCCUUCGCAUUCUCUGUAAUGUCUACCACCACUCAUCUUCUGAUCUCUUCAUACCAUGAUAUCUUCAACCAGCUCUUCUGCAUCUCGUCUCAUUAUGGAUCUAUGCCACCUUCCCCUUGCUUCCCUCGCCUUCCUUGUAAUGUCCACCACUACACAUCUUCUGAUCUCCUCAUUCCAUAAUGUCUCUUGACCAACAUUCCUGCAUCUCUUCUUAUUAUGUGUCCAUACCACCUCAUCCUUGCUUCCCUCGUCUUCUCUGCAAUGUCUACCACCCCACCUCUUUUGAUCUCUUCAUUCCAAAUUUUGGAUCGGCUCCCAUGCAUUUCCUCUUAUCAUGUGUCUUACCACCUCAUCCUUGCUUCCCUCAUAUUUUCUGCAAUGUCUAUACCACCCCACAUCUUCUGAUCUCUUCAUUCCAUGAUAUCUUCGACCGGCUCUUCUGCAUCUCGUCUUAUGGGUCCAUACCACCUUCACCUUUCUUCCUUCGCAUUCUCUGCAAUGGCAACCACUCCACACUCCCUUCAUUCAUAAUAUUUUCGACCGGCUCUCUGGAAUCUCGUCCUAUUAUCUGUCCAUACCUCAUCCUUGCUUCCAGUUCCUUCACUACUCUUCCGAUUCCUCCCUCUUGUCCUUAAACGAACAUUUACACACCUGUCCUUCUCACAAACCUUAACUCACAUCCGUGCCAACAAAUAUUCACUCAGUGAAACAGUUACCCCAUAAGAAACCAAUUCUGUGCAUAUAUAUCGGUAGGUCCCUUCUCUAAUUCCAAUACUAUAAGAGAUUCAAUACAAGGAAGGCGUAUAAUGCUAUGAAUAAAAUAAUUUAGAUUUGUUGCUGGUGAGCACUCAGACUCGAUGCCAUUUGACGGCCCAGGUUUGGUAGUCGCACACGCAUUCUACCCUGAAGACGGCCGUAUUCACUUUGACUCUGCUGAACAGUAUACUACUGGUGAUGAAGCAAAUAAAAAGAAUCUGUUGUCUAUUGCUGCACAUGAGAUAGGCCAUGCCCUUGGCUUGGGACACUCUACGCAUUCUGAUGCCGUUAUGUAUGCUCAGUAUCAACCUUACAGUCCCGAUUUCGCUCUGACUCAAGAUGAUAUUAACGGCAUCAAAUAUCUUUAUCGUAAGUGAAGAGAUCUAUUACGUUUUAUGAUUGGGUAUGAUUAUAGUGAUAUGAUAACGGUGGAGGUGAUGAUGAUGAUGGUGAUUGAUGAAGGUGAUGAUGAUGCUUACUGAUGAUGAUGGUAAUGGUGAUGAUUAAUGAUGGUGAUGAUUGUUGAUGAUGAUGGUGAUUGACGAUGAUGGUAAAUGAUUGUUGAUCAUGAUGAUGGUGAUGAUUGUUGAUGGUGAUGAUUGUUGUUGAUGGUGAUGAUCAGAUGACGGAUGAUGAUGAUUAGUGAUGAUAAUGAUGAUGAUAGUGAUGAUUGUUGUUGAUGAUGAAUGAUGAUGAUGGUGUUGAAUGAUGAUGAUGGUGAUUAAUGAAGAUGAUGGUGAUUAAUUAUGAUGGUGAUGAUUGUUCAUGACGAAUGAUGAUAAUGGCAAUGAAUUUCAUCUCCACCAUUGCCAUCAUUAUCACUGUCAGCAUCAUCACUGAUUAUGAUGGUGGUGAUGAUGAUGGUGAUGAUGGUGACAGUAAUGAUGAUGAUGGUGAUGAUCAUAGUGGAGAUGAAAUUAAUGGAUUUUGUGGCACAUUAGUCUUUAGAAUAAAUAAAUUGUCAGAAUAGUUUCAGAUUAAUUAAUUGAUCAUUCUUUUCUUCUUUACAGCUUCAAACACCGCAGGUAAGUUACAAAUAGAUAAUACAUCACUCUAUAAUAUGAAAUGCAAAUCAGCUAUCUUCAGUUAAAUGAAUAAUUUUAUAUUAUAAUGACAACAGCAACAGCAGCAACAACAACAACAACAACAACAACAACAACAACAAACAGCAACAACAACUUACAACAAGAUGUGCAUUUAUUUAUUUUAAAUUUUGCCAUUUUUAGGAGGAUGUGUUGAUGAAUUUUGGUGUGAAGACAUUUUGCAAGACGAAUGUUCUUUCUUUGAACAAUACUGCAAGAACAAAUGCGGCACAUGUCAAGCUUAAGAUCAUAAACAGUUGCUUACCAAGAGUAUUUUAUUCAAGUAUUAAUGUUGACCAGUUUGAUUGUACCGAGGUGUGAAAAUAAGUCUAGUUCCAUAUAUUCAACUGUACAGAUCGAAUAGCUAAGUAUGCGAUUGAGUAAAAGCCAGGUCUGGAAUUGCUGUAGAUAUGUUUUAAAUAAAUUUCGGUAGUUUAUAGUCUACCAUUCUAUACCAUAGUUUAUAGUUCUACAUUAUUAUGCACAUAUGCUGUGCAAAUCACCUUCAUUCCAUGCUGGUAUAAAACACCUCUAAGGUGGGCAAAAUUUAACUUACUAAUUUUAUAAUGUUAUUCUAAAUUAAAAAAACUCAUUAAUAAUUCGCGAGGAAAAUACAAAAGAAAUGAAUGUUUAAUCAAUGUUUGUAAAUCGGAUAAAGAUUUGUCCUGAUUUACAUAAACUUCAGCUUUGAUUUUCUCGGGUUAGACAACGUUUAUUUUUAAUUUAAAAUUACGCCAAUGAACUCGUAAGAUGGGUCAUUUCAGAUACAGAUCGGAUGCGAAUGUUUUAUCUAGUAUUUAUUAAAACCAAAUGGCACUUAUAAAGUAGAACGUAGGAUUCUGUUUUGGGCGGCCAU